Emiliania huxleyi CCMP1516 is the source of this 1779-nucleotide messenger RNA. RefSeq lists its product as hypothetical. The record is from RefSeq and is a predicted model, not a curated record. Lineage: Eukaryota; Haptophyta; Isochrysidales; Noelaerhabdaceae. The coding region runs from base 1 to 1779 and encodes 592 amino acids. The transcript has 5 exons.
AUGCUCGUCCACUUUGCCGCGUCGGAGGCGGCCUGCCGCGCCGCUUGCUCGGCCCGCGCCGACUGCCGCUUCUUUACAGUGUACCGGGACGCGCAGCGCAGGGGCUCUCGCUCCGCGAGGCUCGUGAGCUUCUGUUCGCUCUGCGCCGCCUGCGACUACACGGACGUCGACUACCACCACCUUCGCGUGAUCGCAGCGCACCGUCACUACCGCAGCCGCGCGAUCGCCUACGCGUCCUUCGUCAAAACGCGCAGCCCGGCCGAGGAGCUCGUGCGGCAGCGCACCGUCACCGCCGCGGCCCUGCACGACAUCCAGGGCGCCUACUCGACCGCGGUGUACGGCGCACCCGGCCGCGUGGACUUGCACGCGCUGCGGGUGGUGUACCUGCGCCUGCUCUCCGACGCGGCGGUGCGCAGCGUGGCGCGGGUGGGCGUGUGCCACAAGACGGCGCGCCCUCCGCGCCAGCCCUUUUACUGGGCGCACGCGGUGAGCGAGCACUCUCCGCUCGACACGCUGUGGGUGCGGCCGGCGCGGCCCGAGCGGCCCUUCCCAAACGGCUCGUGGGUCGAGGUGACGCACUGCCCGUGGGCGGACGAUCGCGACGAGACGACGCACGCCAUGUUCCUCUACUACGCCGCCGGCUCGGGCCUGUCGAUCAACCUCGGCCGCACCCUCGUCGUCCCGCGCGUGCCCGGCAACCGCGACUUUGUCAACGGCGAGGCGCGGACGGAGAUCAUCUGGCUGCGCCGCGCCGAGUGCGAGGCGCUGCGCCCGACCGACGAGGGGGUCAUGUGCGGCCGCCACCCCCACCUCUUCCGCUGCGACGCGAACCGCACCGCGGCCGUCACGUGCGGCGCGCGCAACGGCGACUUCUUCUCGAGGCCCUACCGGCGGCGCGGCCUGCCCGGCCUCAUGCCCCACUUCCUCAACGGCCACCAGCCGCCCCCGGGCGCCUCGCGCGGGGAGCUGCAGGAGGCCAACCGCAGCGCCGCUGCCGGCGUCGGCUUCGACCAGCGGCGCCUCCACACCAAGUGCGCCUCGAGCUGCUUCCCCGAUGCGCUGCCCGGCGGCGGCUGGUCGCGGGAGUCGUUUCGGUGCGCGUCGAUACCGCGGCCGGAGGAGCUCGAGGCGCGCCCGCGCGGCGGUGCUGCGAGGGAGAAGGAGGCGGGCACAAGUUCCAAGGACGCACGAGCGAGCGAGACAGCAGCCAUGACGAUGAUGAUUCAGCGCGUGAACGCCAACUCGCCGGCACAGGCCGUGAAGAGCCGCACACGCGGGCCGACGAUUACGCAGCUGCGUGCCAAGCAGGCCGCUCUUGUGGCCGCAUCCGAGCUCGCGGCUUCGAGUGAUGCCGAGGCGAGUGUGGUAAGGCACUCGCCCGUUGACGAAGCCAAGCGGUGGGCAAGCGGCAAAGGCCGCAAAGUGGGCUUCGCAAAAGCACGUGCCACCUUCCGUGGCGGCGGCACGGGAAUCGCGGCGACGGCGGCGAAGCACGACUCGCUCAUCAAGAUAUGCGCUGGCGCGGUACCGAGCAAAUUGCCCGGGAGACUCCCCUCCGACAAGGAGCACCAAGGAGAGCGGGCGGUGGAGGAGUCUGCGCGGUUGAGGGGGCUGCGCACCGCGCCGCUGCCGACUGCACUCCAGGGAAACCACAAGGAAGAGGGUGUUUGGUGCUCCAUUCCUGCUCCAUUCUGGCAACUCUCGAGUUUCCCUGAGUCUGAGAGCUGGUUUGGGGCAAAAUCUGAGGCGAAACCUAUUGUGCGGCUGCUACAGCUGUGA